UUGCAGGUGUCCAUAGCAGGACUUUCUCUCUCCUCUUUUUUCCACCAUUUUGUCACCUGAACCAGAGGAAGCUAUAUCUAUAUGCAGUGACUACUAUGGUUAAUCAUCAUCUUUCCAUUUGUCUUCUGUUCUAAUACAUUGCAUCUGAUACAUUAAUUGAGUUUUUUCUCCUCCCUUGAACUCAAUUCCUUUUUUGUUUAACUGAAUUGAAUUUGGCGUGAGGAAGGUGGAAGGAAAUAGUCAUAGGCAGAGGUGUACUUUGAUUUUGACUUAGGGGAUAUGGCUGAUCUGGUUACAGGUAGGCUUGAAAUGAAAGCUAGUUCUAGACUUUCUCCUGAUUCGGCACCAUAUUUUUUUUCAAAGCAAAAUUAGCUUUCAGUUUCAUUCACGGACUUUCUGGGGCUUUGACUAUUUGAAUCCUUAUUCUUCUUCUUCUUCCUCCUCUUCUUCUCCUUCCCCCCCAGGGUCUCCUUUCAUCAGUUUCUCAUCACCCAUUACUCCUAGUACGCUCUCUUAAUCUGUAGACAAGUGGGUUCUAAUCGUAAUCAAAGAUAUGGGUGUGCAGGUUGGAUGGCCAAAGUCACACCCUUUUGCCCCUUAUUCAAUCUCUUCUUCUCAGAAAUUGGGUUCUACCGUUUGUUUAUAUCCAUUCACAAGACUUAAGAUCAAUGAUGGAGCUGUAGCUCGCAGGCUUACACUCUCAAAAGGCUGUGCCAUUAUCCGAGCUUGCUGUGCCAAGUUAGAUCAAUUCUCUGAUGAUGGUUUUUUUCCAAGACUGGAUGAUCAUGAUGAUUACUGUGACGAUGACCACAAGAAUUCAGUGUCCAAAAUCUUUGAAAAUUCAAGGUACAAUGAAGAUGAUGAUGAUAGUAGCAACAUGGGGUUUUCAGCAUCAUUUUCUUCUUCCAAGCUUGACUCUUUGAGGCCUUCUUGGCUAGAAAUUUGGCCAGAGCCGCCCAACUGGCCAGGGAGAGAUGAGAUCAUUCAGGCAAGCAUCGAAAGAAAGGCGGUUAGGUUUGAUAUCCCUGUGUCUCUGCGGAUGAUUAAGAGGAAGCAACAAUGGGAAGAGGGUGUUACAAAAGGAGAAGAUUCUGUUUAUUGUUCUGUGAAGAAGGCCUUCUCUUCGAUGGUAUUCAUAAUUAGGGAGCUGCAGAGCUACUCCUUACAGAUAAAGGAAAUUCUCUACUGUGAAGAUCUUCAAGGGAUUCUGAGCCGGGUUCAUAGAGAAUUGCAUGCAUCCUUUGUAUGGCUUUUUCAACAGGUGUUCUCCAAAACACCAACUCUCAUGGUGUAUUUGAUGAUUCUAUUAGCGAAUUUCACAGUAUAUUCACUGAUGGAUGAUACUGAAAAUGCAGAAACUUCUAUUCCUCCAACCUCAUCUAUGAUCACUGAGACUUUCUCAGUGACAGAGAGAGAGAAUCAACCACAACCCAAUUUCCAAUCUUUAAUUUUCCUUAAGACAUCAUCGGUCACUUCUCCAAAUGAGGUUGUGAAGACUAGCAUCAGUACUAGACCAUUGCCAAUGACCCUAUGUUCAAAUGUGGUUGCUGAUGAGUAUGGGAGCGGGGAACUGACCCACAUGGAGGAGGUGAACUUGUGGAACUCAGUGGUAGAGGAAGCUUCAAGGAUGGCGGCCGAAUCAGGGGCUGAGGCUCUGGAUCAUGAGACUAUUCAAAGGAUGGUCUCUCCGGUUGGCGUGGAACUUGAAGCAGAUGACUACAUAGAGUAUUUCAGAACAGAUCUUCUGUACCAGAUUAGAAUAUCUGAGGAUCCCAAUAAUCCCCUUCUGUUGUGUAAUUACGGGCAGUUCCUCCGCCUUUUCGCUCGUGAUCAGGACAGGGCAGAGGAAUGCUUCAAGAGGGCUGUAGAGGUGGAACCAGAGGAUGGAGAGGCACUGAACCAAUAUGCAAACUUCUUAUGGAUGGUAAGGAAGGAUCUGUGGGGAGCAGAGGAGAGAUUUCUGCAAGCCAUGGCAGCAGAGCCAGGAAACCCUUACCGUGUUUCCAACUAUGCCACUUUCCUUUGGAAUACUGGUGGUGGGGAUACCUGUUUUCCUCUCCAACCAUCCCAGCUGUAACAAGAAGAAGGCUGAAUAGUGGAAAGAAAAUUUAGAUUACUCUCUUGUGCCCUUCUUGCUCCUAAUCUAUUGCUUGAUUUCUUGAUUUCAGCAAAAAAAUGCUGUUUCAACAAACAGCAUUUGGGGUACAUGACUGGUAUGCACUAAAUGCACUAUCUUAAAAAGGAGUAGCAAUGAAUGAAUGGGGAUUGGGGAUGAAAAUGGUUGCUCAAAUUGUGGACUACUGGUAUAUGUGGGUCAAAUUCAUUUUAGGGGUUCUUUUUAGCUAAAUGAAUUGGGGGCCGAAUGUGUUUUUUCAUGA
Vitis riparia (riverbank grape) is the source of this 2378-nucleotide messenger RNA. RefSeq lists its product as uncharacterized. The coding region runs from base 554 to 2077 and encodes 507 amino acids. Gene Ontology annotation, molecular function: protein binding. NCBI's taxonomy places the organism in Eukaryota, Viridiplantae, Streptophyta, Magnoliopsida, Vitales, Vitaceae. The transcript is spliced from 2 exons. The record is from RefSeq and is a predicted model, not a curated record.